Ornithodoros turicata is the source of this 576-nucleotide messenger RNA. RefSeq lists its product as uncharacterized. The transcript has a single exon. NCBI's taxonomy places the organism in Eukaryota, Metazoa, Arthropoda, Arachnida, Ixodida, Argasidae. The record is from RefSeq and is a predicted model, not a curated record. Bases 1 to 576 code for a protein of 191 amino acids. Gene Ontology annotation, molecular function: nucleic acid binding.
AUGACACAAGCAAAGUUCCUGGAGAAGAAGUCCAUGCAUCUUCAGAAUUUCCGUCGGUACAAAGAUUACGACGGCAUUCUCCGGCUUUACGGGCGUCUCCAGCAUUCCGAACAACCAGCAGCGACUAAGCACCCAAUGCUACUACCGCCUGCUUUGGAAGCCUGGUUCACCCGCCUCAUGGUUCUUCGCAAACACGAAAGGAUGGUCCACGCCGGGGUUCAGGAGACUCUACAUCAGAUACGGGAGGAUUACUGGGUGAUCAGAGGAAGGCAAUCUGUUAAGUACGCCCUGCACCACUGCUACUUUUGCCGACGUCUCCGAACACAUUCAUGCACCGAGCGAGAGGCGCCCCUACCGAAGGAUCGAGUUUCACAGCAACUUCCGUUUGACGUGGUCGGGGUAGAUUUUGCAGGUCCACUGUAUUACAAAACAGCGCACGGAUAUUCAAAGUCGUACGUGACACUCUUCACUUGCACAGCUACACGAGCCAUUCAGCUAGAGUUGGUAACGGACCAAGCCUUCGGCACCUUCCUCAUGGCGUUUAAGCAAUUUGUGGCUCGCAGGGGUAUACCAUAG